CAAGUACAACCACAAACUUGCAUUUACUCUUCACUUAUUUUCUCAUCAAUUUCAACUUAACCAACCACAAUUCUCGAUUUCACAUAGCAGCAGGUGCAGGUCAUGUUGGAGCUCAAUUUAGGGUUCCGCUUUUCAGCGUUUCUGCUUCUGUUGACCUCAAUCGAUUUCUGUUCGUUAGUUCAAUCUAGAUGCAACAGAGGUUGCGAUUUAGCACUUGGUUCCUACUACGUUGAAUCAGGAAACAAUCUAUCUUCAGUUUCCCAAUAUACGAUCAACGAUAUCGACACUAUUGCUAGGUAUAAUCGUGAUAUUAUCCAUAUUCGGGAUAGUCUUCCGUCCUUUAACAGGCUAAACAUUCCCUUCUCUUGCGACUGUAUCGCCGGGGAGUUCUUAGGCCAUGUCUUCAACUACGAGAUCCAGUCUGGAGAUACGUAUGAUGUGAUUGCGGAACUGAGAUAUGCGAAUUUGACGACUGCGGACUGGAUUGGGAGGUUUAAUACUUAUGAUCCAAACGUUAUACCUGUUAAUGCUCCUCUAAACGUGACGGUAAAUUGUUCGUGUGGGGAUGAUUCAGUUUCAAGGGAGUAUGGUUUGUUCGUGACGUACCCUCUUCGGCAAGGGGAGACUUUGAAUUCUGUUUCGUCGGCGGCGAAUCUUAGCUCCGACUUAGUUCGGAGGUAUAAUCCCGAUGUCAAUUUUGGUGCAGGAAGGGGUUUGGUAUAUAUUCCGGGGCCAGAUGCAAAUGGAAAUUAUCCACCCUUGAGAACCAGGUCAGGAUUAUCAGGUGGAGCCAUAGGUGGAAUAACUGUAGCAGUAGUAGCUGGGAUGCUGUUACUUGCAGGAUGCUUAUAUUAUGGAUUAUUAAAGAAAGCACAGAUUCAACUUAUGCAGGAUGUUCAAAGUAUUUCUCACUCCUCUUCUACUGCUUAUCUAUUUGUUUCUUUUUAUAACUUAUUCCCCAAUGGUUCUUCAGUUGGAGGUUCAGACUCUAGAGGUCUUCCUGCUGGUGUCUCUCCUCUCUUUACAGGUGUGACAGUUGACAAAUCUAUGGAGUUCUCAUAUGAAGAGCUUUCAAAAGCUACAAAUGACUUCAGCCUUGCUAAUAAGAUCGGUCAAGGUGGUUUUGGGGCUGUUUUCUAUGCGGAGCUCAGGGGCGAGAAAGCUGCUAUCAAGAAGAUGGAUAUGCAAGCAUCAAGAGAAUUUCUAGCAGAGAUGAAAGUUCUAACGCAUGUUCAUCACCUGAAUCUGGUGCGUUUGAUAGGAUACUGUGUUGAGGGUUCCCUUUUCUUGGUCUACGGGUACAUUGAAAAUGGAAACUUGAGUCAACAUUUACAUGGAUCAGGAAUGGACCCAUUACCAUGGUCUGCUCGAUUGCAGAUUGCCCUUGAUUCAGCAAGGGGUCUUGAGUAUAUCCAUGAACACACUGUCCCUGUCUAUAUACAUCGUGAUAUUAAAUCAGCAAAUAUACUGAUAGACGAGAACUUCCGUGGAAAGGUUGCGGAUUUCGGUUUAACAAAGCUGAUUGAACUUGGAAGUUCAUCUUUGCGCACACGUCUUGUGGGUACAUUCGGAUAUAUGCCACCGGAGUAUGCGCGAAAUGGGACUGUUUCUCCAAAGGUAGAUGUCUAUGCAUUUGGGGUUGUACUUUAUGAACUUAUUUCGGCCAAGGAAGCCGUAAUCAGAGCAAAUGGCUCCGAUGCUGAAGCUAAGGGCCUAGUUGCAUUGUUUGAUGAAGUUCUUAGUCAGCCAGAUCCAGAAGCCGACAUGGUCAAACUGAUUGAUCCUAGGCUUGGGGAUAGCUACCCUCUUGAUUCAGUUCGUAAGAUGGCUCAACUUGCCAAAGCGUGCACACGCGAUAAUCCACGACUACGACCAAGCAUGAGGUCCAUUGUGGUUGCACUAAUGACCCUCUCAUCCACCACUGAAAACUGGGAUGCCGGCUCCUUUUCUGGAAACCAGACUCUUGUCAGCCUCAUGCCCCACAGAUAGUCACCACAAAUUGCCAUCACUAAUUCACUAUGUCUAAACUACAUUAUAAAGCAUUUACCCAACACUCUUUAACAUUUUUUGCAAUAUGUACUACUAAU
Molecule: messenger RNA, 2087 nt
Organism: Cynara cardunculus var. scolymus (artichoke)
Lineage: Eukaryota; Viridiplantae; Streptophyta; Magnoliopsida; Asterales; Asteraceae
Product: lysM domain receptor-like kinase 3
Exons: 11
Coding region: 103-1989 (628 amino acids)
Biological process (GO): protein phosphorylation; innate immune response
Molecular function (GO): ATP binding; transmembrane receptor protein kinase activity
Source: RefSeq, a predicted model, not a curated record